AUGGACCCCCUUCUUUUUACUGCUCCUGCUCGUAUUCGAAUCUUACUCGUCCCAGUACAUCCCAUUAAAGCGCCAACUUUUCAUAAACACGUUCAACUAGUGAAAAACUUUAAUGUAGUAAGACUUGGGGACGUUACCCCGGAUAUGCGAGGUGUUCAAUCCAUGUUCAGCUCACAGCUAUUUCAUGAAGGUCAGCUACACUUUAACUUCGUGACUUCUUAUGAACCGGAACAUGCUUAUCUUGAAGAAUUCCAAAUGCAUCGUAGGAUUUUUGGGGUAAUCGGUAUAAUGGAUUGUCGCGAGUGGCCGAAUUUAAAGGAAGGGUAUAAGAAAUUUAGCGAGAUCAUUAAAAAUUAUCGCACUGCUGUUGCCCAUCGAUGUUUUGCAUUUGAUCCUUCAGAAGAUCAGCCUGAUGAUACUAAAGGAUUAAUCAUGAUUCCGGAUGUUGGAAAAAUAGAUUUUUAUAUGGGCACAAUGAUCUCAGAUUUUGCAAAUAGUAUUCUUAACGAAUUCGGAAAUUUAGCGGCCGAUAUUGAAAGGAGAACAAUUGUACAUUCACCGAAAAUUCCAUCACCAAAUUCUUCCCAAUCUCAGUCGACAAAUGGACGAUAUUCUACACCUCUCCAAUCAUAUUCGGCCCCUGAUUUAAAAUUACUUCAAACACCCCCAGCUUUCCCACUUACACCCCCUGUUCAAGCUAUGACUACCACUGGUGUUGGAGCCGCAGCAAAUGUUAGCCCUAAAGAAAAUUCCUACCAUAAUAGAUCAUUCUCAUCGUCAACGCUAGUCAAUAUUGCUAAUGUUCCAAAUACAGUCGCUGAUAUUAAAUUAAAGAGGAGAGCAACUGGCCGUAUUGAAAAAUUAAUCGCAGACUUAUUUUUAAUGGCCGGAAGAUUACCUGAUGCUGUAUCACAUUAUUCUCUCGCUAUUGAAGCCACAAAAGCGAAUGGUGAUUAUUUAUGGCAAGGGUCAGCUUUAGAAGGAUUAUGUGUUGGGUUACUUCUUGCGGCCUACCUCCAUACAGAUGUUGGGCCGCAUUAUCUUCAACAUCCGUCUUCACCAAGUCCAAAUGAUUCAUCAGCUCCUUCAUCACCUGAGUCACCUCAAGCUCUUUGGAUAGAUAUAACUGAAAAAUAUGUUAAUAUCCUUACGUUAUAUGCCAAAACUUCGAGUCCUUCAAAUAAUCAAGUGCCCCCUUUAAUUUAUACGGAAGCUUGUUUGAAAGUUGCAAAAUAUUUGGCAUGCAUAUGGGUAACGGGCGGAUGGGGUGAUGAUGCAUUAAAACUAAUUGUUCAUGGUGGAACUCCAGAAAAGGGAUUAAAUGAGAGAUGGGGAUUAAGUUCCGUAAGUGGGGUUUCGAAAAUUGAAGUCACUCGGUGGGCGAUGAAAGGGUAUGGAUCUUAUAUAGAAGAGAUGAGCAUUACUGAACAGAUUCAUAUAACUACUACGUUAUCGGCAAUCUUUUCAGUAAUUAAUUUUCGUCGGAAACAUGCAUUUUUUCUUCGACAAACAGCUUUGUUAAUUUUACCACUUCUUUCUAAACCACGUAAUUCGUCACCACAAACCAAUAAAUCAUCGAUCGGAAGUGAAAGUGGAUUAUUAACUUGUUUAAAGAAAAUCACGGAAAUUUAUGGUGUAGGAGAUGAUGUUGACCAAACAGAUUAUUCUGUGAUCGAUGAAGAUGCACGACCGCUCGAUUUCGGUUGGCCAGAUAUUCAAAUCGACGUAAUAAAAGAUGCUUUAACAAUUUCUGAAGCACUUCCAGACUAUCCAUCUAUGGUAAAAUAUACAACAAGACUCUUGCGCAAAUUGUUCAUGUAUAUACAUAGAGACGAACAAGUACGUUUGUCGGCAUCAAUUCCACGCAUCGUUGGUGCUGGUAAAAAACUAGGAUUGGAUAUGGAAUUUAAAUAUUGGGGCCUGAAUAUUGUUAAAGGAAUUCAAGUGUGUCGUCCAACCUCAAGGAGGAUACCUUAUCCACAUGCUAACAAGAAAUUAUCUUUAAAGAAUGAAGAUAAGAAAGAAGGAGUUAGUCCUUUUAUUUAUCAAUCUUUUAAUAAAAAGAAAGUAGAGACUGCUCAGAUACAUUUAAUAGCGAAUGAAACUUCAUAUUUCCUAGUUACCUUAGCAAAUCCUUUUGCAUUUGAUAUGGAAAUUCAAAACAUAUCAGUGAGAAUUUCUGGAACACCAACCGAGUCUGGAGAAUUAAUUGUUAGGGGAUGUAAAAUAAAAGUACAUGGUUGUUUAGAACAAGAAUUUUGUUUAUUUUUGCCACCAAAUGAAGAAGAAAUUAAAAAGAAAGAAAGAGAUGAAGAGUAUAGCAAAAGGAUAAAGAAAUGUGGCUUAGCCGCGUUAAAUUCGUAUCAUAAAAAAGAUACUACACAAUCGAAUGAACAAGAGGAGAAUUCACCUACUAAAAAAACUUUUGUUUCAGAAUUUUUAAAAGUUUCUGUUAUUACUGAACAACCAUUAAUAAAGAUCAAAUCCACUUCACUAAUGCAUGGAGCAAUGAUGUUAUUUGAGGGAGAACAAACUGAACUGACAAUAAAACUUGAGAAUGUUGGAAAAACGCCAGUUGAUUUCUUAAAUUUAUCAUUUAAUGAUUCAACUAUUGCCAAUGCUCAAGCAUUAUUAAAUUCAUCAGAUAUGCCAGCGGAGGAAGCAUAUGAAAUGGAAUUAUAUGCGCAUAAACAAUCAGUAUUUUCUUGGAAUAAAAAAGAUAAUGUUAAAAUUUUACCAGGGAAUGAAUGGAUAGUUAAUGUUAAUGUAUUUGGAAAGAGAGGAUGCGUGAAUGGAACUAUACAAAUAGAUUACGGAUAUCUUAUUCGGCCAAAUACAUCGGAUGAUGAACAAUUUUAUACAAGACAAGUAUUUUAUCCAGUAUUAUUAACGAUUCAUCAAAAUUUGGAAACAAUAUCAAUGGAUAUACUUAAUUUUAAACCUUUAAAUGGAGACGAAAAUUAUGAGUCAGCUAAUCGUGAUAUUGAAGAUCAAAGGAAUGGGGUGAUCGAAGAUUUGCUUAAAGUUAUGAAGUGGAACAAUAAAGGUUCAAGAAAAGAUUUUAUGGAAAAAAUGGAAAAUGAUUAUUGUUUAUUAACAUUUGAUAUAAGAAAUGUUUGGCACGUUGGAUUUGAUGUUACCAUUGAGACUGAUGAAGGCGAAGAUAUUGAUCCUUUAACCAUUACUACAACGAUUCAGCCUGCUUCAACUGCAAGAAUUAUAUUACCCAUUAAGCGAAUUUCACUUUCAGAGAAAGAAUAUACACAACCCAUUCCAUCACUUCUAGAAAAACAAUUUGUUGUCUCAAAAGGACCGAAGGGAUCUGCCGAGCAAGAAAGAUUAUCUUUAGCAUUAUUUUGGUAUAGAGAAAAGUUGUUACAAAAAAUAAAGGCUACAUGGGAAUCUUCAUUUACAAAUCAAAAAGGAAUAGUUGAUAUUAGAUCAUUGAGACUUAAUAAAUCAAUGUUAAAUGUAUUAAAAAUUAAUGAAGUAUCAUUUGGUAUUGAUAUAGAAGAUGCGUCAAAAAAAUCAAGUAAAUUAUGUAUAAGAAUUCAACCUGUACAAAGUUAUAGUGAUGGUAUAAUGGAAUGGGAUUUGUCUAAAAGAAUGGUUUGGAAUGGAUUAUUACAAACUCCCUUACCAAAGAUUGCACCAAAAUCUUCAAUAACAUAUACAUUACCUAUAUGUUUUUUUUCAAGAGGAGACUUUAAAUUUUUAUAUCAUUGUGAAGAUGUUCAUACAAGAACAAUGUAUUUUGAUACGCAACCAUUAAUUGUUGAAGUUGUUGAUAGUUAA
Molecule: messenger RNA, 3795 nt
Organism: Funneliformis mosseae
Lineage: Eukaryota; Fungi; Glomeromycota; Glomeromycetes; Glomerales; Glomeraceae
Source: the annotation of a GenBank genome assembly